This is a messenger RNA of Paramisgurnus dabryanus, 1516 nucleotides long. The record is from RefSeq and is a predicted model, not a curated record. NCBI's taxonomy places the organism in Eukaryota, Metazoa, Chordata, Actinopteri, Cypriniformes, Cobitidae.
AUGACAACUGAGAGUCAACAGAUUUUAUUCUAUGAAGACAGGAACUUCCAAGGAAGAUCCUAUGAGUGUAAGGGGGAAAUAAGUGACCUUCACUCUUUCAUUACUCGUUGUAAUUCAGCGAGGGUGAAAGGGGGCUUCUGGGUUCUUUAUGAGCGACCAAACUAUAUGGGUUAUCAGUAUGUUGUGGGCCCUGGGGAGUAUCCAGAUUAUCACCAUUGGAUUGGCUUCAAUGAUUCUCUCAGAUCAUGUCGUCCAAUCAGACAUGUCACUGAACAUCUCAAGCUGAAAUUUUUUGAGAGGCCCAACUUUGAUGGCCAAGCAUGGGAGGUUACAGAAAGCACCCCUUCUGUUCAGGAACGUUUUCUCUGCAGGGAGAUUCAUUCCUGCAAGGUCCAUGAAGGUCCCUGCGUGUUCUUUGAGCAUCCAAACUACCGUGGCCGCCAGUACCUGCUUGAGAAGGGAGAAUAUGGGCGCCAUACUGAAUGGGGAGCCAUGCAUCCCACUGUGGGGUCUAUUCGCCAGAUCACCAAAGACUGUUGAAUCUAGGUCAAUUACAGCUGUUGUACUUCAACUGAAAUACCAUUGAAGUAUUGAAAAAAUAAAAUGACUUCAAGAUGCAAUUAUGUGUGUUAAGUUGAGUGACAGUAGACAUAAAAAGAUGAAACAUCAUUUAAAAAUGAUUCAAGAUUUAUUUCUCACAUAUACAGGUACUCACUCUAAAAAUUGCUUGGUUAUUUUUCAACCCAGUGUUGGGUAAAUAUUAACCAGAACACACUGAUGAGUUAAAAAUAACCCAGCAUAUGUUGUAGUGCUGUAUAUAAAUUUACAACUAAUGGUAAAAUGUAAACUUACUACAUACUUGUGCAAGACAAAAAAAUGUCCUUGCGCUUCCAAGCUUUAUAACGGUAGUGAACAGGAACUAGGGAACAACUUCUGACUUUGAAGCCCCCCCUGGCUCCAGAGUAACCUCCUUCUAAGAGUAAACAAUGUGAUUUUGAAAGAAAAAUUUGCAUAUUUAAAACUUUAUAAACUAUAUAACUAACUCUUUGCGACAUCCAUUAUGCAGAAUUUCAGUGUAGUGAUGAAUGCAGAGACACAGAGGAGAGACAAAAACAAGAUGAGUAAACAAAUAAGAAGUAUAAAAAUGAUUUUAAAGAAAUGGUGGAGGAUUUCGAUAUACUGUAAGACAAGGGGAUAUUGAGUUAUCCCAAUCUGUAGCUAAAACAACUCACUGGAUCGGACGCAUCAAUGAAAAAUGUAUGCACUUUUUUGGGCUCAGGGUCUGUUUACCGUUAAAAAGUUUGGAAGAGCAAAAACAUUUUUUUUUUUUAAAUAACUUUAAUCUUUGAUUGUGUUCAGGGCUUGACAUUAACUUUUUUGCUCACCAGCCAAAGUGGCUAGUUGUUUUCCAAAGUUACUAGCCCCUCAGCAUUUUCACUGGCCAAAAUGGUGUUUGCUGAUAAAAUAAAUUUUAUAUGAUUAAACUUGACAUCCUAUGACUUUAAUCUGAGUAUUU